Cyphellophora attinorum is the source of this 390-nucleotide messenger RNA. Its product is annotated as 40S ribosomal protein S15. Gene Ontology annotation, molecular function: structural constituent of ribosome; RNA binding. Gene Ontology annotation, cellular component: cytosolic small ribosomal subunit; ribosome. The coding region runs from base 1 to 390 and encodes 129 amino acids. NCBI's taxonomy places the organism in Eukaryota, Fungi, Ascomycota, Eurotiomycetes, Chaetothyriales, Cyphellophoraceae. The record is from RefSeq and is a predicted model, not a curated record. Gene Ontology annotation, biological process: translation; ribosomal small subunit assembly. The transcript has 3 exons.
AUGGCUGACGCUGACUACGAUGCCGAGCAGGCGGCCGAGAUCAAGAAGAGAAGAACCUUCCGCAAGUUCUCAUACCGUGGCAUCGACCUCGAUCAGCUCAAGCGCCGCCCCAUGGGCCUGAUCAAGAAACUCCGCAAGGCCAAACAGGAAGCCAAGCCCAACGAGAAGCCCGACUUGGUCAAAACCCACCUGCGCGACAUGAUCAUUGUCCCCGAGAUGAUCGGCUCGGUCAUUGGUGUCUACAGCGGAAAGGAAUUCAACCAGGUCGAGGUCAAGCCGGAGAUGGUGGGUCACUAUUUGGGAGAGUUUUCGAUCUCGUACAAGCCGGUUAAGCAUGGUCGGCCGGGUAUUGGUGCGACGCACUCGUCGCGGUUCAUUCCGUUGAAGUAG